Molecule: messenger RNA, 1372 nt
Organism: Oryza brachyantha (malo sina)
Lineage: Eukaryota; Viridiplantae; Streptophyta; Magnoliopsida; Poales; Poaceae
Product: 2-oxoglutarate-dependent dioxygenase DAO
Exons: 3
Coding region: 268-1167 (299 amino acids)
Biological process (GO): auxin catabolic process
Molecular function (GO): indole-3-acetaldehyde oxidase activity; dioxygenase activity
Source: RefSeq, a predicted model, not a curated record
GGAAAUGGCGCGCAUGUGUCGAUCGGCUGUCUCGCCGGAACGGGCAACACGCCAACGGCCUCGUCUGCUUUCUCGUCAUCGUGCCGUGCCGCUGCCCCCGACAAGCCGCGGCGCGACGCGCCGCCCUGUGUGCCCCUCUUCCCCCUGCGUCGCUGUCACGGCGCGUCUCUGAAUAGGAGGACCCCCCCGACGCAGCUGCCGAGCGGCGAGCGCGAGCCUGACCGGUGCGUCGCGUAACUCGCGGGUGAGAACGAGAGGAAUAGGGAGAUGGUGGAGAUCCCGGCGAUCGACCUGCGGCUCGCCGGAGCGGGCAGCGCCGAGGAGACGGCGCGGCUGCGCGACGCGUGCGUGCGGCUGGGCUGCUUCCGCGUGUCGGGGCAUGGCGUGCCGCCGGCCCUCCAGGCCGAGAUGAAGGGCGCCGUGCGCGCGCUCUUCGACCUCCCCGACGACGCCAAGCGCCGCAACGCCGACAUCAUCGCCGGCAGCGGCUACGUCGCGCCGAGCCCCGCCAACCCGCUCUACGAGGCCUUCGGCCUCUGCGACGCCGCCGCCUCCGCCGACGUCGACGCCUUCUGCGCCCGCCUCGACGCGCCGCCCCACGUCAGGGAGACCGUGAAGGCGUACGCCGAGAGGAUGCACGAGCUGAUCGUCGACGUCGCCGGCAAGGUCGCCGCGAGCCUGGGGCUGGACGGCCGCUCGUUCCAGGACUGGCCGUGCCAGUUCCGCAUGAACAGGUACAACUACACGCAGGACUCCGUGGGCUCCCCCGGCGUGCAGGUCCACACGGACUCCGGCUUCCUCACCGUGCUCCAGGAGGACGAGUGCGUCGGCGGGCUCGAGGUGCUCGACCCCGCCGCCGGCGAGUUCGUCCCCGUGGACCCCCUCCCCGGCUCGUUCGUCGUCAACAUCGGCGACGUCGGACAGGCGUGGAGCAACGGGAGGCUGCACAACGUGAAGCACCGGGUGCAGUGCGUGGCGGCGGUGCCGCGCGUCUCGAUCGCCAUGUUCCUGCUCGCGCCCAAGCACGACACGGUGAGCGCGCCGGAGGAGCUGGUGGACGACGGGCACCCGCGCCGGUUCAGGGAGUUCAAGUACGACGACUACCGGAGGCUCAGGCUGUCCACCGGCGAGCGCGCCGGCGAGGCGCUCGCGCGUCUGGCGGCCUGACGACCUGGCCACGCACGCGCACGCGCGCGACAUUGCUGCGCCAGCCCGUUGGGUGAACUAGGCUGGACAGUGAUAUGCUGAUAUGAAAGAUUGCGUACUAGCUGUACGGUAGCGAGGGAUUAAUCUGCCCCACGUAAUGAAAGGACAUUAAAGUUAUAUUGGGUUAAAAAAAUAGUACUGGCAGUAACCAUAGUAAGUUUGGCUA